Spinacia oleracea (spinach) is the source of this 1897-nucleotide messenger RNA. Its product is annotated as serine/threonine-protein phosphatase PP1-like. Lineage: Eukaryota; Viridiplantae; Streptophyta; Magnoliopsida; Caryophyllales; Amaranthaceae. The record is from RefSeq and is a predicted model, not a curated record. Gene Ontology annotation, molecular function: protein serine/threonine phosphatase activity. The transcript has 4 exons. Gene Ontology annotation, cellular component: cytoplasm; nucleus. Bases 414 to 1433 code for a protein of 339 amino acids.
AACUAUUUUGUUUUGCACAAAGAAAUAUAAACAAUAUGGUGUAACAUGCAUCACCAAAGUCUCCAUCAUCAUCCUCCUUGACUCAUCACACACAUUCUCAACCCUAUAUUAUGGCCACUAUACACGGCACUCCCAUCUUCAACUCCUAUUCAAAUUUCUAAAUUAUUCCCAUCUUUUUAAAUAAUUUUCUCUAAUAAACACCCAAAACGACACUAACUAACCCUUAAAACGACACCCUCCCUCAAAUCUUCAAUCCCCAAAUUCCAAAUUCCUCCGAAGUUUCCUACUACUAUCACCAUCAUCAUCUUCCUCUUCUUCAAUCAUCUCUCUUUAGAAAUUCCCAUUUCAUCUCUCCAGAAAAACCCACCAAAACCAAGAAAGAUAGUGGCGGGAAGAGAGAUAUUGAGAGAGUGAUGGAGCAAUCAGUAUUGGAUGACGUCAUCCGACGUCUACUCGAAGUAAGAGGUCGACCAGGGAAGCAAGUUCAGCUUUCUGAGUCUGAGAUCCGUCAAUUGUGUUUAGUUUCUAAAGAUGUCUUCAUGAAACAGCCAAAUCUUCUUGAACUUCAAGCACCCAUCAAAAUCUGCGGUGACAUACAUGGCCAAUAUUCUGAUCUCCUAAGACUUUUUGAGUAUGGUGGAUUUCCUCCUCAAGCAAAUUACUUAUUUUUGGGUGAUUAUGUUGACAGAGGCAAACAAAGCCUGGAGACAAUUUGCCUUCUUCUUGCAUAUAAGAUUAAAUACCCUGAAAAUUUCUUCCUCUUGAGGGGAAACCACGAAUGUGCUUCCAUAAACCGUAUCUAUGGAUUUUAUGACGAAUGCAAGAGAAGAUUUAAUGUUAGAUUGUGGAAAGUCUUCACUGAAAGUUUUAACUGUAUACCAGUUGCAGCCCUCAUCGAUGAGAAAAUUCUAUGCAUGCAUGGAGGUCUCUCACCUGAUCUACACAAUUUGGAUCAGGUACGGAAUAUGCAGAGGCCUACUGAUGUGCCUGAUACGGGUUUACUGUGUGACCUUCUCUGGUCAGAUCCUAGCAAAGACGUCCAAGGCUGGGGUAUGAAUGAUAGGGGAGUUUCAUAUACAUUUGGUGCUGACAAGGUUACCGAGUUCCUUCAGAAGCAUGAUUUAGACCUUGUCUGCCGUGCACAUCAGGUAGUGGAGGAUGGGUACGAAUUUUUUGCAGAUCGGCAGCUUGUAACAAUAUUUUCUGCACCUAAUUAUUGCGGCGAGUUUGAUAAUGCUGGUGCUAUGAUGAGUGUAGAUGAGUCUCUGAUGUGCUCGUUUCAAAUUCUGAAGCCUGCAGAAAAAAAGUCUAAGCUCAACUUUGGUAGCAGUACUACUACAGCUAAGCCUGGUAAUGGAGUCAACUUUUUUGGGAGCACUACAACCAUGAAAUCUGGAACUUCUCUCCCUGGGGUCAAGACAUAUGGUGUAUGAUAGAUGAUGGAUUUUUCCGAAAUGGAGUAACAAUUUACACUACACAAGUUUCCCUGUGCUGUGACUCAUAAUACACAAACCAUGGAGACUGGAGAGUACAAAUUUGGGUCACUAUGGUGUCUGAUAAUUGUACAAAGAUGAAAAUCUUAAAUUUGAUGUAAGGGAUUAUUUUGGUUGGUAGAAAGUAGAGGGAUGAAGUUUAUGGGAAGAAGGGGGCUUCUGGCAUGUUAUUCCCGUAUGUUGUGUAGACUAGCUGCUGUUCUGGUUGCUGCUAAAACUUGUAUGUAUACCUAAAAUCUCAAUCUCUCUCUCAUACACACCCAAUUCUCUUCUGAGACUGUAAAACAUGUCUUAACUCGUCUUCAGCAUUGGCAACCCUGAUACCAGGUAACCGCAGUUUUUUAGUUUCCUAAAUAUUUAGUAUUCGGCUGCUAAUAAAAUUCUAUACACAUGUUAAGAUCCUA